Messenger RNA from Candidula unifasciata, 723 nucleotides. NCBI's taxonomy places the organism in Eukaryota, Metazoa, Mollusca, Gastropoda, Stylommatophora, Geomitridae. The record is from the annotation of a GenBank genome assembly.
AUGCUAGGACAGGUAGAGCUUCUGGAGGACAAGUACUUUGAUUGGACACACGAGCAAGUUGAUCGACCAAUCAGACUCUUCAAAUCUGACUUUGCUGAAAUGAUGACGAAAGCCUAUUGGUGGUUUGUUCCUAUCACGUGGUUACCUGUUGUGUUCGCGAGUCUGUGGAUGUCGUUCAGAACUCUCUCAGAGACUCCGGAACUUUGGCCACAAAAUGCACCAAGUUUUCAUCUGGGUCAUACCUCUAUCCCAUGCCUGUUUGCACUGGGGAUAUUUAUCUGGACAUUUCUAGAAUACGCCAUUCACCGCUGGCUCUUUCACCUGAGGCCCCCAUCCAACUCACCGUUUCUCAUCAGGCUCCACUUUUCUUUACACGGACAACAUCACAAGUCACCCAUGGAUUCUAUGCGUCUUGUAUUCCCACCAUUACCUGCAGCAGUUUUUGCUGUCUUCUUCUUCUUUGGCUGUAAAGCCUUGUUCCCUAGUGGGACAGCCUUGGCGGUGUUUGCUGGGAUCGUUUCUGGCUACACGGCUUACGAUCUGAUUCAUUACUACCUGCAUCAUGGCGGCCACCCACCACUUGCUUAUUUCCAGAGACUGAAGACUUACCAUGCUCAUCAUCACUAUGAGUAUCAACAGCUUGGUUUUGGAAUAUCCAGUAAAAUGUGGGAUUACCCAUUUGGGACACUCAUUCCAGAGGAUGCCGAUCUGAAGAAACAGUAA